GUGGAUGGCACAUCACAUCGGCAUCCGAUAUUAAAAUUACGAUGCUCCGUGGAAAAUUGUGCUCAAUGGCUAUCGAUGGCUGGUGCCAUUUAUUGGUGAAAUAAUUAAACUUCCCUCUCGACUCGAACUCGAAAGUGCAACGACACGACAAAGUGCCAUUUUCCGGUUUCGUAAAGUAGCUAGAACGGAACUAAUAAGUGAAGUAGAGUUUUUACGGCCCUAGGAUAUUAGAGCUGACCAGUUUUUCCUCUAGCUAGGUGUGUAACGUAGAGAACAUUUUUGCGCAAGUUUUCCGUCGGUUCGGCGUAGUAUCCGGAAGUUACAUAUGCAGAAUCUGCUGGGAAACAGGUCGGCUAACAUCUUUGCAAGGAUACCAUUCGACUGCUGCCAUUUUCAAUUGCGGUGAAGUGCUCGUGCCGUUCAGCAAAAGGAUAUAUGAAAAGAAUGUGGGGCUGGAAAAAUGAAUUGUGCGACUGUGAAAAUGGUGAUUCACCCAUAAGAUAUAGCCACAUGCCAGUCAGUGUGAUUGUGUAAUUAUCCAGCCCUUACCGCACCACAGUGCAGUGCUGGGAUUAUUGCGUGGACACGCAGCAGAGAGAAAAAGGAUCGAUUCGGGAAAGUGAAAGGAGCAAUACCCGUAGUCAAAUUAAACGUGUGCUGUAUCCGUGUCGGAAAAAGGAAGGACAAGCAUAGAGCCGACGAAACGGUCCAAUUAUAACGUAACAUAAAAGUCAGCGAUUAACGUCACCUCAGACGGAUUUACACGUCCUUGCGGAUUAACGACUGCACACAAUUCGUCGCGCCAAAUGACGUCACCGAAGAACUGCAUCAGCACCACAAGCAUCGUAACUAGUGCCACAACAACAGCCGCCCACACUACCGGCAGCAGCACCGCCAACAACAUCAGCACCAGCCAACACAUCCCGUCCGCUCUGACCGUGUCGAGCCGUAUCCUGCGGUCGCCUUCGCACGAGAGUUUCUCGACGGACCUUUCGUUGAUUUCGAUUUCCGUCUCGUCGAUGGCAUCGGAAGCGACAAGCGUGCUGAACCGUUCCAGCAGCAGUCUGCUGACCAAAACCAUGGAAGACAAGCUGGGAAAUCUGAUGCAGAAGGAUGCCAGGAAAAAUCGGUCGUCAACGCUCACGGAGAAAUGGAGCGAAAGCAACGAUCUUAUUCGCAACUGUGCUACGCUCUCGGCUGCCCUAGGCAUUCACAAGAGCUUCAGCACAACGGACAUCUACCAGCUACCGUCCGAUCAGCACAACCUUGGAGGGAGGCUAUCGACCUCGGAGCUGGCCCUAACUCCAUUCCAGAAGGCCGGCUAUCUAUUCGAUCAUCCUCGCCUCGACCACACAUCCCGGUCCUACUCAACUUGGGUUGCCGUAGGAGAACUGGCUUCCACGUCCCAACUGCCUUCGCCCCAUGGCGGACAAUCCUCCAAUCAGGUUCCCACGAUAUGCAAUACCACUCCCACGCCUAGUUUCACCGUGUCGGACCUGAUCAGCUCGGUCAACAAGAAAAUUCGCCAAAACUACAUCCGACGACGGUUGUACAACACUUACCGUGCCAUCGAAAGACUGUCCCAGAGCGAGUUCAACCUGGACCGCUUGGAAGCGGCUGCGUUCGCGGCCAACAACUUCAGCAACCCCGGGCCAACGGAACUCGUCGUACCUACAACUCAUGCUUCCGCAUCGCCGGUCGGUGGUAAAUCCGUCAACCUGGAUUCCAGUCCGGUGGCCACGGGAUCGGUUAGCCCAUCGGCUACCCCGGUACUGGUGGCAACACAGCCAGCGAAAAAAUCUUCUAGCAGCAGUAGCAAGUGCAGUGCCAAAAAGAACCUAACCUUUCUGGACAUUGAAAGCGAACGAGGUAAGCCACUGUCCAAGUACGAGCGCCACAUGCUCAUCUUCAACUGGUUGCACACGAUCGACGAUUCACCGAUGGAGAUCGAGAAUUGAUUGGUGCAGGGUGGGACGCAGUGAAUCGAAUCGUGAGUGAGUGUUUUAUAAAAGACAAACGGACAGACGGACAAACAAAUAAAUUCUCGAUGUUUAACUUCAUUAACUGUUAUUCGUGACAUUACACAUCAACUUGUGGAAACUACAAUUAACAAUUGGCUACAAAGAAUUAGGUAUAUCUAAAUAAAGAAGCGCAUGUAUGUAGGAUAAAACGAGGAAAAAACUCAGCUGUCAUAGAACAUGUAGUUAACUUGAAGCUAAAACCAAAAUUUGGUCAACACAAAAGCCAACACAAACAAUGAACAAUGAAACCGAAAAAGCUUUCAACCUAUCGCGGCUUAAUGAUUUUCUUCGCUGCUACCGCGCGCCGUUAAUAGGUUUUACUCGUUUUGUAGGAUAGGCCUAAUCUACUUAAAAAUGUUUAAAGAAAUGAUGUCAUAACAAUACGGUGUGGCAAAUCAACUAACAGUAUUUGUACGUAGGUAUUUGUAUUAAUAUCAUUUUCUGUGAUAUGUUGUACAGUUGGAGAGCCUUGAUUUAGGAAAAAGAAAUGAAAUUUUACGAAAGCAUUGUAUUUUUUGUUUGUUAUUUUUUUUUACUAAAAUCAAAGAAAACAUAUGUCCAAGGUUCUCAGUCUAGCAGCAAUGGUCGAUUCACCUAAUCAGUAUUUUCUUUUUUUUUAAUUUCUUAAUCAAGUUUAGAUAUCAGAUCUGGGUUCUACUCAAAUCUGGGAAUGUUAUUUCCAGGGUAGUUGACAAUAUAUCAGGUUGAAGAAAAUCACCUAAUUCAGAGUAUUAUAUAUUGUUUGGUGCCUACUCGUUGGUAAAUAAAAAUUCUUUGAUUUUUACAGUUUUGUUACAGGUUCUUGAAAAUACUUCCAGCUAGAAAUAAUCACAAUUUUACUAACUACACAGAAUGCCUGAUUUAUCAAGAAGAAAGGAGAAAAGAAUUUAAAAACAUCCGUUGGUGAAAACUCCUGCAGAAGUUUCCAGCGAGAAAUUAAGAGAUAAAUUUUCAAAUGAAGAAAUUAAGCAGCUUCUGGUGAAAAUUUUCUCAUUAGAAUCCAUAUUGAUUAACUGGAAAGAAAAUAUCUUUUGAGAAUUCUAAGCACCGUCUUGUAUCUCAUAUGCAUAUGCAGCUCCAUCUGUCAUAUGUAUCUCAUAUGUAUGCAUUCAGAAGCGCAACCAAAAGUUUUAGAUUCCCCAUGAUUGCUAGAGAUCUGUUCAUUCAUGAACUGCUCCGUGAACUUUGUUGAAAGGAGGAACCAAGAAGAUCCUAUGGAUUCUAGGUAUAGGAAAUCGUAGCAAUUUCUACAACAGUUCCUUCUGGUGUUCCUUCAAGAGUUCUUUCGCCAUUUUCAUCCACUGGCUCCACAUAAAACACACUCCGACCUUAAUUAACGUCCACUAUCGGGAGGGACCAUUGAAAUACACAUUAUUACUAGAUGCUAAAUAGUUUACCUUCUCCAUGUGUACGGCAAAGUUUGAUUACAGACCAAGGGCUAUCAUGUGUGGCCAUUCACUAUUUGGAAUUAUGACCGCAGAUGGCAACACUGAUCGAUCGAUUUGCAUAAGACCGUCCAUUAACUGGGAGUGUUGCUAGUUAACAAGUAAAGUUUCAGCUUCUCUAUGCCGGGAUCGAAAGCAGACAGAAAUGUGUCGUCUUCGACCAAGUUGUUCAGAAGGACAAAAAUAUUCUGGUGAUUCACCAAUUAGUUGGUGAUUUCACCGCUAGGUAGCGCUAGGUUUGAAGUAAAAUUUAAGACUUUUCUAUCAUCUCGGUAAAGGUGAAGGCAUUCAUCCAUGGUUUCACUUCAUUUUUUUUAAUUUUAUUUGAAAAAUAUUUCUUCCAAGAACUCAUCAAUAAUUCUUUUAUGGGUCUCUUGGAAUUACCCUAGGAGUUCUCUCUGGUAUGUUUCUUUACGGAUUUCUGCUCAGGAUCUUCUCUAGAUAUUCUCGAUUGGAUUUUAUAGAUCUCCUGGGAUAGCUUGGGAUAUUUCCAGAACACUAUCUAGAACUUUCUCAGCAUUCCUGCGGUGGAUUAUUCUAGAAAUUUCUUUAAUAAUUAUUCCCGAAAAUCCUCAAUUUUUUUAGGAUAGAUUAAUUUUGAGAUUAAGUCCUGGGAAAUUAUUGGAGCGAACUUCUGGAGGAUUUGCCGAAAGAACCCUGUCGGAAUUUUUGAAGGAACUGCCGAUGAAAUUCUUGAAGGGAGUUCCUGGAGGAAUUUCCGUAGAAUCUGCUAAAACCCGUAACAUCUCUUAGAGGAAUUUGCUAAAUAACUACAGAUGAAUUUUAAAAGGAACUCCUGAUGGAUAUUCAGUAUAUCUAGAAGAAUCCAAGAAAAAUCCUGGACGAUUAUUCGAAUGGACUCCGAAAGGAAUUUCCAAAGAAACUCUGGCAAACACUCCGUAACGAUCGGCCAUACUCCUCUUUUGAGCGUUACGUAAUUUGUGAACGGCACCUUUAUCUUUUGCGUACAACAUUUGAAAAUUUCAUCUAAAAGAAAUGAUAAAUUCAUAAAGUUCUUGAGUGUUUUCAAAACCAAUACCAUGUAUGUUGUGUAACCAUAAAGAUAAGACUUUUAGUACUUAGUAUUGGUACUUUUGAUUCAUCAAUACGAGUGUUUGAGUUGUAAUCUAUGAUUUUCCAGUGACGACCAGUGAAAGAAUGUACUGCAUAAGAAAUUCAGAAUGGUUGUAAAAGGUUACGGCAAAAAAAACUCAAAUUUCAAUUUUCAAGGAAAACCUUAGAGAAGUAAAGCCAAUCGACCAUUAUAAAAACGUUCUACGCACCAUUAGGAGAAGACAUGAUGCCAGAUCUCAAAAUACAUUUAAAAUAACAUCAGUUUUAAUGAAACAUUGAGUCAAAGUUUUAGUCAUUAUCUACAUUUGAACAGAUGAAAAAUGUCUUAGGCUUGGACAUAAUGUCAAGUUGAAACUUCAAAAUGUUAAAACAUACUUGAUCCAAAUACAAAUUUUUCAUUACACUUGAAAUUUAAGUUCAAAUGUUACAAAAAUAACGGAGAUUCCUUAGAUUACGAUUAUAUUAUUUAUAGAAAUCAAACAUUAUUAUCUUUUUAGGUUACCAAGCUUUCAAACGAAGAGAAAAAUAAACGUACAAAUACUAAACGGUGCAAGUUUAGACAUAUGUCUCAACAGAUAACAUCAGAACUCUGAUUUCAUUAAAUUAGUCACAUUCUCCAAUAUAAUCUAUAGACUAAAUAAAAAAAAAACGAAACCAAAUCUUAACCAAAAAGCUAAACAAGCUGUGAAGAACAUUAGCUGAAGCAGGCAACUUAAUUAGCUAAAACGUCAUGAAAGUGAAGCGACAGCAACAACAACCAAAACAGGAUAUAAUUGGCAUCUAUAUUUUAAUAGAAUAACUUUACGGCUUCACCAUGAGAUGGAAAUCAACCGCAAGGUGAUAAAGAAAGGAUAUCAUACGUAUUUUAUCGAAUCUCUUUUUAUCGUGUAUCUUCGAUCGUUCAGGUGCAGCGACAAGCCACCCAUCAAAGAGGAGUUUCCUACACCUCUAGCCAUACGACGACGUUAGGUGAAUAAGGGGCGAUUUCUUCACCCUGGCUUAAGCGUUAAGCCAGGUUUAACUGUAUGGGUAAGCCUGGCUUACCGGUUAAGCCGAGGUGAAGAAAUUGGCCCUAAGGAAAACAGACAGAAUCGAAGCAAAGUCGGGUUAGCAUCAAAACUUUCAAAUGAAGAUUUUUGACAAACCUACAACUUGAACUUGAAAUUUGAAAAUUUAUUUGUUGCAAUUGUUCCAGAUAACCUGAACCAAAAGCACAUAUUCUAUCUGUAUGACGAGAAUUUUCAAAAUUUUCAGUUGAUAGAUAGAGUUUGAGUUUUGCUUUCCAGCAGCUGCCGCAUGAACAUAAGUAGCAUGAUUAGUUUGAAUACAUUUUGCUGUUCGUGUUCCACUGAUUAAGAGAACAUUAUUUUCUCUUAGAUAGGUAGCUAUGGUUAUUGACUGCCUGAUGAUGGGUAUGAGUAUUAUUAACUUUCCAAUUCAUCUGUCGGGCACACGUUUCGACAACUUUUUAACAUUCCAAGCAAUUUCUAAAUUUGAAACAGUACCCCCAGCAUUUUGGAAAUAGUAGAAAUAUCUUCUUUUAUCGAUAUGGACGAUUAUAGUAUUAAAAACUCCACCCUUGCAGCAAAAUGUUAUAUUUCCAGCACUAAAUAGUUUUUGGACAAUUUCUGUAAAUUCAGAGAUCAAUAUAUAUUUUAUUGGCGACAAACGGAACCCAUGGAAUUUGGAAUGAGAUAAAUUCUGUAUAAUUUCACAAAACUUUUUUUUAAGUUUUGCGUUGCACAACUAUUUUAUAAGAGCAAGACCGAUAGAAAUCUUGAACCAGUCUUGAAAAACGCCAGUGGUGCAUUUGCUUAAGCAUAAUGCAAAUAAUUUCCAACAGGCUUUAGAUAGCUACCGAUGAACGACUUCAGUGAUAGUGGUUGGUAUUUCUUCGGCCACGUGCACUGUAAAAUACAUAGAUGGUAGGGAUAUACCUAGCGAUAUACCGCACUGACAGACAUCAGCCAAAGUGCUGUGUGACGCAAAAAUGACGACAAUGUCAACCAACCGAAGCGACACUUUUGCUAACGAUCCGCAUUAUGUUCGAUUGGAUGCCCCGUUGAAGGACGGCUGGAUGGGACGGGAUCCCGAGUGAGUGAUGUUACUUAUAAUGAGAAGAGAAAAUAAACAUGCAAAAGAUGAAGAGUCGUCUGGCUGGUGGUGUAUGACUUCACUCUGGUGCAGCUUGAAAAGUCACGUGUUUUCGGAGCGAAAAUAAGCAAAAAACAUGAAAUAUCCUGAAGCAAACAUAAAAUCUAUUGAACAAUAUUCCAGUAAAUGCCAUGAUGAACGAUCGGUGAAGAAAAUGGUCUAAUAAAAUAAUGAUGAAACAGUUUUAGUGUAUUUCUCUACAGUUGUGAAAGGCCAAUCGACUCAACUCAUGGGUCCACGUUUCGAACGGUAAGUAGCAAAGUAAUCUGAAACAUCGUAGUUGCUACUGUAAUAUGGUCAAAUCUACUACCAUACUUUAUAAGUUUAUAAGGAUCCAAUGAGAUAACUGUUUGGAGGCUGUCCAUGUCUAUUAAUUCCGUAAUAGUAGUUUACGCAACAAGGUGCAGAAUGACGAUUUUUACAGCACGAGUCGUACAUUUAUCCAACGAGGCUUGCCGAGUUGGAUAAUUACGACGAGUGCUGUAAAAAUCGAGUUCUGCACCGAGUUGCGUACAACGUUUUUUGCAAGUUCAUAAAUUACCGCUUGAGGAUAGUUUUCAACAAAACUUUUGCAUCAAACUGCACACUGAUGAUCAUAGUUAUGUUUAAGAAAAUCUGAUCAUAGCAGGUUAUACUGUGCAGUUGUCACAAUUUUUCAAAACUGCGUCCAGAAAUGGUUCAUUACGCAACGCAAAUCAGUGCUGUAAUGAACCAUUACAGCACUGUUAGUUUGGUGUGGGAAAGUAGGCCUUUUCCUGUCAGAUUUGCGUGAGGUAAAACAGCCUAUUACGAUGAGAAAUUGCAAAAAGUAAUUUUCAUUACUUUUAGUUAGAAAUCCAGCGUUAAAUUAAUCAGAGACCGUGUAGGAUGUCAUCACAUAGUUAAUCAAAGCACGACUAUUGUAAUACUAUCUUUAUUUUUAAAAUCUUCCGAGACUGAUAUAAUCAUAACAUUUAACGUAUGUAGUACAUAUUUUCUAAAGUAGACGGCUCUCCUAGUAAGUUCUGAUACGAAUAUUUUACAGCAACAUUCCAUGUAUAUAAAUUGUUGAAUGCAUAAUAAGUAGGUCGCACUGCAUACUCAUCUAUUCGUUAUGUUAUAUGAUAAACUGUAACUGUAUACCGCCAACAACUCUCGUCGGAUAAAAUAAAUUCUUUUCGCUGCCAUUCAUUUCCUGUGAUUUGCUUUCCGCUUUCCUUAAACAUAUGUGUAAGUUUUUCACAUCUCAGUCCUUAUCGUUACUGCUUGAGAGUACACUCUGGAGGCAAAGUAAUUGUCACAUACAAACCCCCCCCCCCCCCAGUCCACCCGUGAAGAGUAUGAAGAGGUGAAAGAUUGUAAUUCGUUGAGUUGGAAAUAAUAAAUACUGGAGCGGGAAUUCGUUUUCAACGGCAUUCGUCGAACGGAAUGCAAACUAAUACUAAUGGAUAUAUCAAGUAUAAUUAUGUUAGACCAAACGCAUUUAGUUACACUAAAAUACUAUUUCUGGCGUUUUGUAGAACAAUUAACAUUCGAUGUAAAAAUAAAAACAAUCCUAAAUGGCAAAUACAUAUUUUGCCCUUUGAAUCUAGUGGUAGCUUGGCGGAUCGAUGUUUGACAGUGGAUUCGUUGAAGUUUUUAAAAAUACUGUUGGAAUGUUUCGUUUCCUGUUUUGAGAUUUUAAGUAGAGGAUUUUUGAGUUUUGCAUGCAAUGAGCAGAAAACGGCUCCUUUAUCCACUCUACCCAUAUUGUUCUCGUUGGAAACACUUUUUUCUCCCAAGUAAGAAUAAUAUGAGAAUACAAUGAAUAGGAGUCGUUAACCUACUAGAACUGCUGUAACGAGAAUCAAGGGCGUUCAAAUGUCCUAUAUUCUAGAAGCUUUAUAUAAACUUUUUCUGUAAAAUAUGCUGACACAUAAUAAGGAGCUUAGCUUAGCUUUCAACAAAAUAAUCAUGUUAAAA
Molecule: messenger RNA, 8635 nt
Organism: Aedes albopictus (Asian tiger mosquito)
Lineage: Eukaryota; Metazoa; Arthropoda; Insecta; Diptera; Culicidae
Exons: 3
Coding region: 807-1958 (383 amino acids)
Source: RefSeq, a predicted model, not a curated record